Messenger RNA from Rotaria sp. Silwood1, 1434 nucleotides. NCBI's taxonomy places the organism in Eukaryota, Metazoa, Rotifera, Eurotatoria, Philodinida, Philodinidae. The record is from the annotation of a GenBank genome assembly.
AUGCGUGCAUCUUUAAGCAAGUCGGAUAAUGCAUUGAGCAGUAAUACUAAUGUUAUUAAUUGUCGAUUUAAACGUCAUCAUAGUAUUGAUGAUGAUUAUUCUAUAAUACCAUCAUCAUCAUCAUCAAAUGAUGAAAAAAAAAUUCAUGUACAUUUUCAUCCUGAUUUAAUAUCAUCUGAUCAUCGUGUACCAUUAUUAAAUACAACAUCACAAGAAAUUAUACUUCAAAAAUCUUCAUUUUCAUCUGAACUUGUCAGAGUUGUAGAAUGGUUUAAUCAUCUUGAUAAUCGACAAAAAGAAGCAUUACUUCGAGAAUUAAUUAGUUCAUGUUCCGGUUCUCAAUGGCAUCUUUUAUCAUUAUUAACAGCUGAUAAUUGGCAUAGAAAUUGUCCAUCAGAUUGUUCAGAUCCAUUGGCACAAUUACCUUUUGAUAUAUCUUUUUAUAUUCUAUCAUUACUCGAUCCAAUAUCAUUAGCACGAUGUUCACUUUGGAAACAAAUAUUUAUUGAACGAUAUCAUCUUCGUUCUCGUUGGUUAAAUGGACGAUGUGAUGUUAAAACAUUUCAUGGUCAUAUUGAAGGAGUUUCUUGUGUUCAAUUUGAUAGUCAAACAAUUAUAAGUGGUUGUACUGAUGGUACAAUUAAAGUAUGGGAUAUGAAUACAACAAAUGAGAUUAUUACAUUAGUUGGUCAUUCACGUAGUGUCAGAUGUUUACAUGUUGAUGGUAUAAAUGAAGUUCGAUUAGUUAGUGGUUCGAAUGAUCGUAGUAUUAAAGUUUGGAGUAUAUCUAUUAAUCAAACAUGGUCAAAAUGUGCAUGUAAAUUAACAUUACUUGGUCAUACAGAUACUGUUCGAUGUCUUGUUGUUCGUGAUGAUAUUUGUGUAAGUGGUAGUCAUGAUAAUUCUGUUAAAGUAUGGAAUUUAACUAAUGGAUUAUGUUUACGAACAUUAAUUGAUCAUACAGAUAAAGUACUUUGUGUGCAAUUCAAUUGGGAUUAUAUUGUUUCAGGUUCAACAGAUAAAACAAUCAAAAUUUGGCGUUAUAUAGAUGGUAUUUGUUUACGUACACUUUCAGCUCAUAAUGGUUCAGUAACAUGUUUAUAUUUUGAUCAACAACAAGAUUUAAUUGUAUCGGGUAGUCUUGAUUAUGAUAUACGUUUUUGGCAUUUAUCUACAGGUGAAUGUUGUCAAAAAAUUGAUUGGAUAUCUAAAGAAGGUCAUCGUGGUGUUAUUCGAGCAUUAAAAGCUGAUAGUUGGCGAGUUGUUAGUGGAGCUGAUGAUAAGACAAUCAAAGUAUGGGAUAUACGAACAGGUGUUCGAUUAUGUACAUUAAAAAACCAUACAGAUGGUGUUACAUGUCUUUCCUUUAAUGAUUAUCUUAUCGUAUCGGGCUCAUUCGAUGGCAGUGUUAAAUUAUGGAAUUUUCGACCCUAA